GCGUUCAAGUCCCUGCAGAAGCAGGUGGGGACACCAGACUCCCUGGAGUCGCUGGACAUCCCCUCCACAGCCAGCUCCUGCGAGGUCUUCAGCCCCACCGCCUUCGCGCCCACCAGCCAGCCCAAAGCCCUCGACAGCGGCUACGACACCGAGAACAACGAGUCCCCCGAGUUUGUCCUCAAAGAGCCUCAUGAGCCCCGAGAGCCAGAGGCCUUUGGCCAACUGGGGAAGCCGCCCCCGGGGCUGCCGGGGGGUGAGGGUGAGGGUCCGGCCCCUGAGACGCGGCUCUCCACCUCCCGGGGCCCCGAGCUCCACAGCCUCGCCGAGAAGAACCCCUACCGCGACUCUGCCUACUUCUCCGACUACGACACCGAGGCCGAGCGCAGCCCCAAGGAGGAGGAGGACAGUGACGGGUCCCGGACCCCAGAGGCAGAGGAGUGUCCCCAGUCCCCCGCACAGGACCUGGGGCGAGUCCCCGUGUUGGGAGAGGACCCGUUGCACCCCCCGGGGGCACCUGGCAGUCCCCCGGCCGUGCCCAGUGUGAUGGCAGUGGACAUUCCGGCAGCGGGAGACUGGAGGGGGACAGAGACCGGGAGUGCCCCGGGCAGCCCCAUGGGACAGAG
Molecule: messenger RNA, 623 nt
Organism: Antrostomus carolinensis (chuck-will's-widow)
Lineage: Eukaryota; Metazoa; Chordata; Aves; Caprimulgiformes; Caprimulgidae
Product: serine/threonine-protein kinase LMTK1-like
Exons: 1
Biological process (GO): peptidyl-tyrosine autophosphorylation; brain development
Molecular function (GO): protein tyrosine kinase activity
Source: RefSeq, a predicted model, not a curated record